Messenger RNA from Yamadazyma jaroonii, 1578 nucleotides. The record is from the annotation of a GenBank genome assembly. Lineage: Eukaryota; Fungi; Ascomycota; Pichiomycetes; Serinales; Debaryomycetaceae.
AUGUCAAUGGAUAAGAAGCUUGAAAGUAUUAAUAGUAAAGAAGUUCCAAACAAGGAAGAUUCUAAUGUUGAUAAUCAUUCAGAUGAUAACACUGCUGUAGAUAUUAAUGAUGAAGGGUUUGAUUUAUUCAAAAGAGGUGGUAUGAAUGAUGUUGUUGAUGAAGCUGAAUCUAAAAGAGUUGCCAGAAAACUUGAUUAUCAUUUAUUACCAAUUCUUUUCGUAUUAUAUGGUAUUAAUUAUGUUGAUAAAGCUUCAUUAGGUUGGGCCGCUGUGUUAGGAACUUUCGAAACUGAUGUUCAUGUUGAUGUUGGUGAUCGUUAUUCUUGGGCUUCAGCUAUUUUCUAUUACGGUUAUUUAGGUGCUCAAUAUCCUGCCAGUUAUUGUUUACAAAAAUUCCCUGUUGGUAAAGUUAUUGCUUCAACUACUAUCUUUUGGGGUAUUCUUAUGUUAUGUCACAUGGCUUGUUCAAGUUAUGGUGGUAUUUUAGCUUGUAGAUUCUUAUUGGGGGUUUCUGAAGCCCCAAUUUCUGGUGGUUUCAUUUUAUUCCUUUCCCAAUUUUAUACUAGAAAAGAACAGGUUGGUAGAACCAUGGUUUUCGGUUCAUCUCAAGGUGUUUUCUACGUUAUUUUUGGUUUUAUUUCAUAUGGUCUUGGUCAUGUCACUGAUGCCAAAUUAUCUGAAUGGCAAUUAGUUUUCUUGGUUUUAGGUAUCUGUUCAUUAUUAAUUGGUGCUGCUUGGUUUGCUUUAAUUCCUGAUACUCCAGCUAAAGCUAGAUUCUUAACUGAAGAAGAAAAAAUUAUUGCCGUUAAAAGAGUUUCAAAGAAUAUGAUGGGUAUGUCAACCCAUAACUGGGAUUGGUCUCAAACUUUCGAAUGUUUCAGAGAUCCAAAAACUUUAUUCUUAGCUGGGUUCCUUAUCUUUACUAUGAUUCCAAAUGGUGGUUUAACUAAUUUCGGUAAUCAAGUUCUUGCUGGUAUUGUUCACAACCGUUUAGAAAGUAUUGUUGUUGGUAUUGGUCAAUCAUUCUUCUCAUCAGGUCAAAUGUUAAUCUAUUCCACCUUUUCCUUAAAAUAUAAUAACUUCAGAACUAUUGGUAUGUCAGCUCCUUUAUUAUUAGCCAUUGCUGGUUUAUCUGCUGUUUAUGCUACUGAAGAUCAUGGUGCCAAAUGGGGUAGAGUAUUUGCUUAUUGGAUGAUCAAUUCUUACGCUGUUACCUGGCCUUUUGCUCUUGCAACUUUUGGUUCAAAUUUUGCUGGUCACACCAAAAGAGCUUCAAUGAGUAUGAUUUUAUUAUUAGCUUUCUCCGUUGGUAACAUUAUUGGUCCUUUCUGUUUCCAUUCUUAUGAUGCUCCUAAAUAUACUUCAGCUUUAGCUACUAAUUUAGGUUGUUUCUGUGCUGCUUUCGUCAUUGCUGUAUUAUUAAGAUUCUACUUAAAAUGGGAAAAUAACAGAAGAGAUAAGAAAUACGGUGUUGUUGAAAUGGAUGGUCUUGAUGAAGAUGAAAGAUUAGAAGGUAUUCUUAACGGUAUGAAAGAUCAAACCGAUAUUUCAAACAAACAAUUCCGUUAUGUUUUGUAG